Molecule: messenger RNA, 2964 nt
Organism: Cucurbita maxima (winter squash)
Lineage: Eukaryota; Viridiplantae; Streptophyta; Magnoliopsida; Cucurbitales; Cucurbitaceae
Product: putative serine/threonine-protein kinase
Exons: 8
Coding region: 1497-2636 (379 amino acids)
Biological process (GO): protein phosphorylation
Molecular function (GO): ATP binding; protein kinase activity
Source: RefSeq, a predicted model, not a curated record
CAACGCUCCAAUUCUCAAAAAUUUCUUCAAUAUCACAAAAGAAAAAGAAAAAGAAAAAGAAAUAAAUAAACGAAGCAUUUGGAUGUUCUAACGUGCCUGCAUAUUCCCUUCCUUGUCCGUUUCUCUAUAUAUAAAUUUCCAAUGUUUUUUUCUCUGAACCCUAUUUUUUUUUGUUUUUUUUUUUGUUGAAGAAAAAGGUCAUUUGGAAGAAGCAAUGUCAACAUAGCUGGCUGGUGGGGACUCUAAGCCCCACAAAAUGCUACUCCUGCUUCGAAUCUCUCUUUCUUUUCUUUCUUCUUUUUUGUUUGUUGUUCUUUUGUUCUCUCCUUCUCUCCUCUGUUCUUCGAUGUUCUUGUUUAUUUAGAAAUCUUCUGGAAAAUGGGUAAUGAUUUGUGUGAUUUGAUUAUUCUUUUUUGAUUUUGAUUUUGGGUUUCUGGGGUUGAAUUUUGUUUCCUGUUUUUGAAGAAGCUCUGUGAUAUAUGAACACAGCCAAGAUGCUCUGUAUACGACACAGCAAAAUGAACCCACCUAUUUCUUUCAACUUGCAGUACCAGACAACACUGUUUUGCUGCUUUACAGCCCACACAUUGCAUUACUUGAUAUAUAUCGAGUUUUAAUUCCUCUAGUUUCAUUUCAUUUUUUCCCCUUUUGCUCUUUCCCUCUCCCCUUCUCUUUAGAUUAUCACUUUUUUGUUGUUGUUGUUGUUCUUGAUCAUCGAUCGGUUUUCUUCCUUCGAUUUUAGUUUGGCCACAUGGGUAUUGUUCAUCUGAUUGAAUCGUUCAAAUGGUAGGAGGGUUUUCGAUCAUUUUCUUAUUGUUCUUUCGCUGAAUCAGGAUUUGGGGUUUUGGGUUGAAUCUACAUUAUUACUCUUUUGUUGUUCUUGAUAUUAUUCGAGUUUUGGCGACAUGGGUUUUGUUCAUCUGAUUGUUUCGUUAAAAGGGUUGGCGAGAUUUUGAUCUGAUUUUGUUCGUCUGAUUGUUCUUCGUGGGUUUGUAUUGAUUUUUCCUUUUGCAAUAAAACUCUGAGUUGUUGUUGUCGGCGCAAGGUCACUUUCUGUCCGCAUUGUCUGUAUCCAAUGAUGCAUUUGGUAUUAAUUUAACCAAAAAGUACCCUCCCACUGUUUCUUUCUGCUGCUGUUUAGCCGAUUUCGUGUUCUUCUUCUUCUUCUUCUUCAUACAAUUUUAACUUCAGCAGCAUUUGCUGGAAGUGAUGAUCGGACUCCAUUUUUUGUGAUUUUUGAGCUCUAAGAACAUUCUUCAUUGCUUUUGGAAUGUGGGUUGAAUUUCAUCGUCUUUACUCAUUUACUGGAAGGAGAAGAGUUCUGCAAUUGCUGAUUGUUAAAUGAUGCUACGCUUUCAAAAGAUCUGCAUCGUUCUCUAUAGUUUCUUCACAAUUUCAGGUUUGAAGUUCAAGAUGAUAUUCAAUGUAUAAUAGUGUGUAUAGUAGUUGUUAUACUGUAAAAAAGCAUCAACGGUGAAGGGAAGAACCCACAUGAGAUGUCAAGGGUCCUUGCAGCAGUAUUAGGAGGUUCUGCAGGAGCCGUGGCAUUGGUGGGAUUGACUAUUAUACUUAUAAGAUUCUUAGCACGCUCAAGAAACGCUGCAAGAACUUCCGAGACGGGCUCUUCGGAUCCUUCUGUUCAAGUUGGAAGGCAUGUUGGUAUUGAAUUGUCUCUACGAGAUGCUCGACAUUUCGAGAUGGCGGAGUUGGCUAUAGCCACUAAUGAUUUCAGCGAAAAGAAUUUGAUCGGAGAAGGGAAAUUUGGGGAGGUCUAUAAGGGCAUGCUUCAUGAUGGAAUGUUCGUCGCUAUCAAAAAACGACAUGGAGAGUCGAGUCAGGAUUUUGUAGAUGAGGUACACUACCUCUCGUCUAUUCGGCAUCGAAAUCUCGUAACUCUUUUGGGCUACUGCCAGGAAAACAGCUUACAGUUCCUCAUCUUUGAUUAUAUACCUAAUGGGAGCGUUUCUAGCCACAUAUAUGGCACCGAGCAGCGUUCAGCUGAGAGGCUCGAGUUCAAGAUCAGACUCUCAAUAGCUCUGGGGGCAGCUAAAGGUCUGGCACAUCUUCACUCCAUAAGCCCUCGUUUGAUACACAAAAACUUCAAGACGUCCAACGUUCUUGUCGACGAGAAUUUUAUAGCUAAAGUGGCAGAUGCAGGACUUCACAAUGUCAUGGGAAGAUCUGACAUUUCAGAAUCGUCGUCUCGAGAAGCAGCGGAUGAGAUAUUCCUCGCUCCCGAGGUAAAGGAGUUUCGACAAUUUUCUGAGAAAAGUGACGUAUAUAGUUUUGGCGUAUUCCUUUUCGAGUUGAUAAGCGGUCAAAAAGCUACCGAUGUGCCCGUUUCCGAUCCAAAUUAUACUCUGGUUGAUUGGAUACAAAACAAACAGGAAACUAGCGAUAUUGCUAGCUUUAUAGAUCCGAGAUUGGGGAAGAGCUUCACCGAGGAAGGUAUGACUGAAGUGAUGAAUUUGAUACUUCAAUGCGUCGGAUCUUCAAGCGAGAGGCGCCCAGGGAUGAGCUAUGUGGUGAUGGAGCUUGAAAGGAUACUAGAGAAAGAGGUGAACUUGACAACAGUGAUGGGAGAAGGAAGCCCAACUGUUACCCUUGGGAGUCAGUUGUUCAAAGCCACGAAGUGAAAUUCUAGAAGCUUUAGCUCGAAUACCGACAUCAGCUCUCUUGCAGACCUGAAAACCGAGAGAGAAACGGAAAACACGGGCUUGGUCGAUAGCCAAAAAGUGUGGUAUAUGUGUAAUAAGGUUCUUUUUAGUUCUUUAAUUUUUUUAAGAGUAAGAGACCUCAGCUGUUGUAAGUGUAAAAAAAAGAAACAGCUGAAUCAUUCUUUUUAAUAUUAACUGAUUAUUGUUGAUUGUUCAUAUGAAAGUGAACUGAGAUUGGUGUGCUGUUCGAGAAUCCGACCAAUCCAAUCAAACCCGACAGCGUUGGGGGUCGGGUAAGCAUUUUUCU